Messenger RNA from Spodoptera exigua (beet armyworm), 412 nucleotides. The record is from the annotation of a GenBank genome assembly. Lineage: Eukaryota; Metazoa; Arthropoda; Insecta; Lepidoptera; Noctuidae.
AUGAAAGCUACGAUCGAUUUGCCGUUCCCCACCAACGAUGGUAUCUACGUCGAGGCUAUCCACACUGAUGGUGGUUACACCAUUGGAGGUCUUGGUAUCGGCACCAACGUCGCUGAUGCUGACUUCUACCCCAACGGUGGUAUCUCCCAGCCUGGCUGCCUCACCAACUUCUGCAACCACAACCGUGCCUGGCAAUUCUUUGCUGCUACCGUUACCUACAACCAUUUAGUUGGUAAAUUGUGCAGCAAUCAAAUUCAGUUGUCAUUGAACACGUGUCGUGGUGCAGAACUCCACAUGGGCAAUGACAUCUUAACGAAAUCUGGAUCUGGAAUGUACCGAGUGAACACCUCAAGGCGUUAUCCUUACUAGUCAAAAUCUUAAACAGCUGAUAAAUAAAUUAUUUAUUAGGCCA